This is a messenger RNA of Salvelinus fontinalis (brook trout), 4387 nucleotides long. RefSeq lists its product as uncharacterized. The record is from RefSeq and is a predicted model, not a curated record. The transcript has 2 exons. Bases 855 to 1175 code for a protein of 106 amino acids. Lineage: Eukaryota; Metazoa; Chordata; Actinopteri; Salmoniformes; Salmonidae.
GAGCACAGACAGAGGGCCCUUUCUUACACGGGGUGGGCAGGGCAGGGAGAAGUGACUCUGCCCUGAGAGAGUGACACACACAGGGAGAGAGGAAGAGAGAGAGGGAAAGAGAGAGACAGACAGAGAGAAAGAGAGCGAGAGGCAGAAAGAGCGCCUUUCAAUACAGACCAAGUAUGGGGCAAAGUUGAGAGCUUAGAGUAUAUCAACAAAAAGCAGCAGCAGAUAUUGAUGAGGAUAUACAAGGAAGAGGAAAGGAGGAAGAGGAGCUUUACUGGCCUGGACUUCUAAAGUGUUUGCCGAAAAUCUCUCAGAGCCAGAGGAGAAUGGAUUAAAAUAGACAGGAGACUUCAGAGGACCUGAGGUAGAAUCCACAAAUCCCAAAAGAGGGACACAAACAAACUACUCUGAGAGGCAGACUCCAUAGACCUUCCCAUCGCAGCAAGGAAUGAUCGGAAUCAUUACAGCAACUGAAGGAUUUCAAAGGAAAACGUCCAUCUCUCAUAAAACAAUUGAUCUUUGGUCUUCAAACUAUCAUAAAUAAUGCUUUGGUCUUUAAACCUCCAGACAAGGCACUUAAGGAAGGAGGGGAGGAUAAAGAGAUUCUCCCUGCAUCAAUGAAUUUUCCAGUCUCUUGCUAUCCUCCCUUGGCAUGUGCUACUAUAUCAGCAACAUCUUCACUAUCAAGAGUUCACAAGCACUAGAUCAGGGUCAAAUCACCAUAGAAACAAUCCCCUUCCUGGUAACAGCAACACCCUUGGCUGACUAAUUCAAUCAUCUAUCCUUGUUUGCUAUUGUGGUUGGCUUCUUCAAUAGAUGACACUCAAAAGGAGUUGCUAAGACACUGUCAGUGAACCAUGAAGGAAGACAUCUUGGAUUUUUUCAGUAACUUGUGGAAGGUGGCCACCACCAAGCAUGACCAGGGGAUCUACAAUACAGUCUGCCUGGUGGUGCUGCUAACCCUGCCUAUGGUGGUGCUCUUCACUUCUCUGGUGGUGUGCUGCCACUGCUGCUGCUGUCGCCGGGCCAACUCCACUGGUUGCUGCGGAGACAGCCCAAGAUCAGACACAGCAAAAUCAGACAAAAAGAAGAAGAAGAGUCCCAAAAAUGAGGACUUCUGGAUCUCGGUCAAAACAGGACCUAUGACACCAGACAGGGUUGCCCUGACGAUGGUGUAGUAGUCGUGACUGAUGUUCAGAUAAGGUUUCAUUCUUUUGUAUUUAUAUUCAGCUCUUUUUUACUGCAAGGUACAGGUACAUAAUGCCGGGCAAGGCCAGCCUUAGCCUUUUAAAGGCCCUAAGCGAUAUUUGUUUUUAAGUUUUAAAGUUAAUUUCCUGCAAUUCUACACAUUUUGCCAUGGGGUGUACAGAAAAUGUUGCAGUUUUAAAUCACCUUUUUGCAGUUUUACACAUUUUGCCUUGGCUCAGAAAUAACUUUUUGCAAUUUUAUAACAAAUUUCAUGCCAUUCUACACAUUUUGCUAUGGGGCAGAGAUACAUUUUUUGACCGUUUGAAAGCAACUUUCCUGUAAUUCUACAUAUGUUGCCAUGAUUUAAUGAUAUCUGAGUGACAGUGACUAACAAAAUCAAUGAGGGCCCCAUGGAGGUCAGGGCCCCUAGGCACGUGAACUGCGUGCCAGGUCGGUAUUCGGCCAAUGUUACUACAGGUUUAGAUAGCUGGGUAGACUAACUUAACAAUCUUAACAUUGUUAGCUGACGUGUCUAAUUGAGUGAUUGUCUGUGACUGACAUCACAAGAGAAAAAUUGCUGAUGCACAACCAAAUUUCGAACUUUCCCCUUGUAUAUUCUACUAUUCUAAAUCUCAACAGUAAGUGGAGUUUAGUUUUUUUUGGCGGGGGCCCCCUAACAGCCUGGGGUCCUAAGUGAACACAUGUCGUUUAUGCCUGGAGCCGGCACUGGUGUUCAAUAUGCUACAUAGAAAAUCUUGAAAGAGACUAAAAGAACCAAUAAUAUGUGAUUGAUUGCGUGUGUGCGUGCAUACAUAUGUGUGCCUGUGCAUAUGCACGUACGUGUUACUGCACCUUGAAGCUAGUUCCACCGCAUUUUUUUAUUGUUUCCUUCUAAUCACAGACUGAUUUAGACCUGAAACACCAGGUGUGUGCAAUUACCUAUCAGGUAGAACAUAAAACCAGCAGGCUCCAGACCUCAAAGGGUAAGAGUUGAAUACCCCUGUGUUAGAGUGUGCACUCAACCAGAAGGUUGAGGACUGCUUUCUAUUUCCAAUGCUGGAGGCCAGCAAUCUAGUAUUGUGAUUCGGUUAUAUUCGGUUAAAGAUAAUAUUUUUUAUAGGUUAGACCAUUUCAAGUUCAAAGCACUUGCAGUUAUUGCACUUACAAUGUGAACAAUGUGAACUUAUGUAACUACUUUGAAAUCUUUUGCUGUAUUUGCUAUAUCCACUAAAUGGAGAUCUCAAUUCCAUUCAUGAGUUGACUAUCAAUCGCUGGAUUUAAAAGAACGAAGUGAAGCACUGAGAUCUUUCAUUUACAUUCCCGUAGAGUAUGCUAAAGCUCAGUAUUGUUGAUGAAUGAGUGUUUCUACCCAACAGUUCCAUGUGUUACGCUACCUUAUGCUCAGAUUGCCAUGUGUACUGUCUUGCACUGUCCCUAUUGGUUCAUAAAAUCAUUAUGUGUUAUUAUUAUUAUCUCCAGGCUCUCAGACUUUGGGGUGCUAAGUGGAUCCUUCGUACAUCUUUAUCCCUCAGUGCCAAUAGCCAUCAUUUCACAUGUAGUGAUAUUUACUGGCAUAUCAUAGUUGAGGUACUACACCAUCAUUCAGUAUUUUCUACACCAUUGUGUUGAUAAAACAUAAGGUGUGUGCAUAUGGGGCGUUGUGUGCAAAAUACACACAUUUUGGGGCGGCAGGUAGCCUAGUGGUUAGAGCGUCGGGCCAGUAGCCAAAAGGUUGCUAUAUCGAAUCCCUGAGCUGACAAGGUAAAAAUAUGUUGUUCUACCCCUGAACAAGGCAGUUAACCCACUGUUCCUAGGCUGUCAUUGUAAAUACGAUUUUGUUCUUAUUGACUUGCCUAGUUAAAUAAAUAAAAAUAUGUGUGCAAAUAGAAGUUUAUAAUUGAUUUAAAAAUUCGGUGACAAAUCAGUUUAAUUUGUUACUUUUUUAUUAUCGCUGUUUUAAGAUCCUUAUUUUGAGCCUAAUAGGCUUCUGUAUUAGUUAUUCACUAAACUUUGAUCGAGCCAAAUUAUGCAUUAGAACAUACAGGUAACUGCCAAAAUGAAGGAAACACCAACAUAAAUAGAGCGUUGGGCACCACAAGCAGCAAGAACAGUUUCAAGGCGCUGUGGCAUAGAUUCUAUAGUCUGGAACUCCAUUGGAGGGACACAACACUGUUUCCCACAAUAAAUUCCAUAAUUUGGUGUUUUGUUCAUGGUGGUGGAAAACUCUUCUUCUAGUCAUGCCAAAACAAUGGGAAACUGGGUAUUUUACAUAUGACCCUAAGCAUGAUGGGAUGUUAACUGCUUAAUUAACUCAGGAACCACACCUGCGUAAAAGUACUUGCUUUCAAUAUAAUUGAUAUCACUCAUGUAGGGCUUUAUUCAAUCAGAUCCGCUUUAGCCGACAUCCAGAUAGCGGUGGUUUUGACGUGUCAGAAGUGGAACUGUGUUACAGCUGUCAAAUCCACAAGCGGCUCCUGGCAUUAUAGCCUACCUAAAGGGGACAUUGCCAUUGACUGCAUGAAUUCGCAUUAAGAUCAAUCUCAUGCAGCCUUGUUUACAAGUUUGAGCACUGGAAUGUGAGAUGUAAUCUACACCUCAAUUAGGCUGAUAGAAAUCCUCAUUAUUUGAAUUAUUUUUGAUUUGAACAUCAUUAUUUCUGUAUAGCCUACACCCUCGGUUUGAACUUUUAAUGCAAGGGUGAUGGGUUACAAUGAUCAAGAGCAGCUGCUCUACAAUUUGACAGCUCCAACGCAGUUAUACCUUCGACACUGCCAGAACAUCAGUUAUGAGGGUGGCGGCUAUCGCCAGUUAAUGCUUGAUCUGAUUGAAUCUAGGCCUUACUCAAGUGUUUCCUUUAUUUUGUCAGUUACCUAUAUAUUCUGUCUGUUUGUUAUCACACAAGAAAUCGCUGAGGUGAUACAUUUUCAAGUUAUGAGCUCAGGCCACACUGGCGACUGCAUGAAUCAUGUAUCCUGUCAUUUGAUUUUUCAAAACAGCUGGAGAAAAGAGGAACAAAAUAAAGUAUUUUUGUAGCUUUGUUGAUUCUUUGUUGGUUGGUUCACGUGUGGUUCACAAUACAUGUGUUUAGAAGAUUUCUGGUAUCUUGUUUGUUGCAUAAAUUGACUUCAUGCCUAGAGAACUUGGGCAAAUGUAUCAUAAUUUAAUCUGAUAUUUGGUAACCAACAUAAAGCAUUAGCAUCCA